Messenger RNA from Trametes versicolor FP-101664 SS1, 1218 nucleotides. RefSeq names its product replication factor C. Gene Ontology annotation, cellular component: nucleus; DNA replication factor C complex. The coding region runs from base 1 to 1140 and encodes 379 amino acids. Gene Ontology annotation, biological process: DNA-templated DNA replication; DNA repair. The record is from RefSeq and is a predicted model, not a curated record. Lineage: Eukaryota; Fungi; Basidiomycota; Agaricomycetes; Polyporales; Polyporaceae. Gene Ontology annotation, molecular function: ATP binding; DNA binding; ATP hydrolysis activity. The transcript is spliced from 6 exons.
AUGAACUCGUUCUUCAAGCAGCAACAGUCGAAGGCAGCACAGAAGAAGGAGCAGGAGGACACACAACACCAGCCAUGGGUCGAGAAAUACCGACCCAAAACCAUUGAAGAUGUGUCUGCACAAGAGCACACCGUCGCCGUCCUCCGAAAGACCCUCACCUCCACAAAUCUUCCGCACAUGCUCUUCUACGGCCCACCAGGGACCGGAAAGACAUCCACCAUCCUCGCCCUUGCCAGACAACUCUUCGGCCCUGAGAACUUUCGAUCCCGCGUGCUCGAGCUGAACGCGUCUGACGAGCGCGGUAUCUCCAUCGUCCGCGAGAAAAUCAAGAACUUCGCGCGCCAGACGCCCCGCGCGCAGGCCGUUUCAGCAGACGGCACCGUCUAUCCAUGUCCUCCGUACAAAAUCAUCAUCCUCGACGAGGCCGACUCCAUGACACAGGAUGCUCAGGCCGCGCUCCGGCGUAUCAUGGAGCUUUACGCCCGCAUAACGCGGUUCUGUCUCGUCUGCAACUAUGUGACAAGGAUAAUCGAGCCACUAGCCUCCCGCUGCUCCAAAUUCCGCUUCAAGCCGCUCGACCCCGCCUCCACCUCCGCGCGCAUCGCGCAAGUCGCGUCCGCCGAGAAUGUCCCCGUCACCCCCGAGACCGUCGACGCGCUCAUUAGCACCUCACAAGGUGAUCUGCGCCGCGCAAUCACCUACCUACAGUCCGCGUCGCGCCUCGCGCUCGCGAGCACGCCGCCCACGUCCAUCACCGCGCGCGACGUGCAGGAGAUUGCGGGGGUCGUGCCCGACGCGGUCAUCGAGGGCUUCGCCGCGGCGCUUGGGGUGGAGCGUAUGGGCGGGGACGGGAUGGACGUGGAUCUGGAGGUGGACGAGAAGGGGGAGUUCAAGGCGAAGGGCUUCGAUGGGGUGCGGGCGAAGGUGAGGGAGAUCAUUAGGGAAGGGUACUCUGCUUCGCAAAUCAUCUCACAGCUACAUGACUACGUGAUCAUGCACCCUACGCUUUCUGCACGUCAGAAGUCCCGCGCUGCACUCGUCUUCGCCGAGGCGGACAAGGCGCUGUGCGACGGCGCAGACGAGGAGUUGUGGAUCCUCGAGGUGGGCCUGCGCAUACACCGCGCCAUGUCAUUGCCGUAGCCGUUCCGUCAUCUUCUGUAGCACUAGCACUUGUUUCGAAGCAUAUCGUGUCGUUUCGCUUUCGAAUUCACACAUAUU